Messenger RNA from Arabidopsis lyrata subsp. lyrata, 3677 nucleotides. RefSeq names its product pentatricopeptide repeat-containing protein MRL1, chloroplastic. NCBI's taxonomy places the organism in Eukaryota, Viridiplantae, Streptophyta, Magnoliopsida, Brassicales, Brassicaceae. The record is from RefSeq and is a predicted model, not a curated record. The transcript is spliced from 19 exons. Gene Ontology annotation, molecular function: protein binding. Bases 1 to 3285 code for a protein of 1094 amino acids.
AUGGAGGUUACCUCCACCACCUUCAUCUCCACCACCAGAUCUUCUAAGUAUCUCACCUUGACUUCUUACUCUCCGGUGAUUCUUCCGGCUUCUACUCUCCGCCGUGAUUUUCUCGGUUGUUGUCAUAGUCUCCGACGUCCUUCUCCUCAUCUUCGUACUCGCGCCGGGAAACGCAAUUCUCGUCGCUCUUCAAUUCGAUCGCCUCGUUUAGUCGUUAGAGCUUCUCUCGAUUCUGGUUUGAUUCUUGUUAUUGUGGCUGUCACUGCCUUUUCCGCCAUUGCUUUCGCUUACUGCCAAAAUACUUUCAGGAAGCGGAAAACUUCCGAUGUGGUUGCAGCAUCUACUGGAACGAUUCGUGGCGGAAAAAUCAGUACUGAGAAUCGGCGAGAAAGUCAACAUUUAGAUGGAGAUGUUUAUGAAGGCAAUCCUGUGGAAAUAAAUGGAGGUUUUAGAAAGAUGGAGGAACAAAGUGUGACUCUUUUGGAGGAAGAGGAGACUCAUCAAAUCCAGGAAAUUGCUGUGAUAGAGUAUGAUUCAUUUUCAGCUGAGGAGUCUCAGUUUGCUGUUGCCAAUGUCAGCACAGUUGCCAAAGAACAUACUUUAAUAGAUGAAUCCCUUUCAUCUUCUAUUGUUAAUGGGUCUGUUGCUUUGGAAUCAGCUACCUUUGGAGUUAAAACACAAGUUGAAAAUAGCGAAGAUCACAAGUGUUUGGAGCAUGAUUUUUCACAGGCAGUGGUGGGAAUUCAUUCGAUUGCUUCUCCACCGGUGGUAGAUGAUACACAUGCUCUAGAGUAUGAGUACAAUGGUUUGCUCCAGAAGCCUCUCGAGUACAGCGUCUUUGCGGAGAGUAAGAGAGAAGAGAUUCACACUUUUUAUGGGUCUAAUCAUUCAUCAGCCAAGUCUUCAAGGUUACCAAGUCUUAAAGCAGUCUCUCCUACUGUUACUUCUGCAACUAAUAGUUUAUUGCUGGACCACAAGAACAAUGGAGUAAUUGAUACUCAGUUCCCAGGACAUAGUUCUGGUCAGGCGACUGCUGAUGUUCAAGAAGAAAAACUUGUGGCAUACGGUAACGGCGGUGUACCCCACAUUAGGAAAGACGUUAAAGAAGACUGGAAAUUUCCAAAUGAUGGGACGCAUGUGGGUCACCAAACUGAUGAAAGCAUGCCUCAGUUCCAUGCUCGAAACUUUGAGCUACAUAAUAGUAAUGGACGUUCUCCAGAAAGUAAUGAUGCUUACAACCGUUUACUUAGAGAUGGAAGGAUAAAGGAUUGCAUAAGCUUGCUCGAAGAUUUGGACCAAAGGGAUCUAUUGGACAUGGAUAAGAUUUAUCAUGCGAGUUUCUUUAAAACCUGCAAGAAGCAAAGGGCCGUCAAGGAAGCAUUUCGCUUUACCAAGUUGAUUCUAAAUCCAACCAUGAGCACAUUCAAUAUGUUAAUGUCUGUCUGCGCAAGCUCCCAGGACAUAGAAGGAGCUCGGGGAGUUUUGCGUCUGGUACAAGAGAGUGGUAUGACUGCUGAUUGCAAACUUUACACAACUUUAAUAUCAAGUUGUGCUAAAAGUGGAAAAGUUGAUGCAAUGUUCGAGGUGUUCCAUCAGAUGUCAAAUUCUGGAGUGGAAGCCAAUCUUCACACAUUCGGUGCACUUAUUGAUGGCUGUGCUAGAGCUGGACAAGUAGCUAAGGCAUUUGGUGCUUAUGGAAUUUUAAGGUCUAAGAAUGUUAAGCCAGACCGGGUUGUAUUCAAUGCCCUCAUCUCUGCAUGUGGUCAAUCAGGAGCUGUCGACCGUGCUUUUGAUGUGUUAGCUGAAAUGAAGGCUGAGACGCACCCUAUAGACCCUGAUCAUAUCACCAUCGGUGCAUUGAUGAAAGCGUGCUGUAAUGCUGGUCAGGUCGAACGGGCAAAAGAAGUUUACCAGAUGAUCCAUAAAUAUGGAAUCAGGGGUACUCCAGAAGUGUAUACCAUUGCUGUGAAUAGUUGCAGCAAGUCUGGAGACUGGGAUUUUGCAUGUAGCAUAUACAAGGACAUGAAAGAAAAAGACGUGACCCCUGAUGAGGUGUUUUUCAGUGCAUUGAUUGAUGUUGCAGGACAUGCAAAAAUGUUAGACGAGGCUUUUGGUAUUCUUCAGGAUGCAAAAUCUCAAGGAAUACGUCUUGGAACUGUAUCAUAUAGCUCACUGAUGGGAGCUUGUUGUAACGCGAAGGAUUGGAAGAAAGCACUGGAGCUCUAUGAAAAAAUCAAGUUAAUCAAACUUAGACCAACAAUUUCAACAAUGAAUGCCCUUAUAACUGCUUUGUGUGAAGGUAAUCAACUGCCCAAGGCUAUGGAAUAUCUCGAUGAGAUAAAGACUUUAGGGUUAAAACCAAAUACUAUUACUUACUCAAUGCUCAUGCUGGCAAGUGAAAGAAAGGAUGACUUUGAGGUAAGUUUCAAGCUCCUUUCUCAAGCAAAAGAAGAUGGAAUAUCACCAAACUUCAUCAUGUGUAGAUGCAUAACCAGCCUGUGCAAGCGAAGGUUUGAGAAAGCUUGCGCUGGUGGUGAACCUGUUGUGUCCUUCAAAUCAGGGCGACCUCAAAUUGAAAAUAAAUGGACAUCAAUGGCCUUAAUGGUUUACCGCGAGACAAUUUCAGGUGGAACAGUUCCUACUACAGAAGUAGUUUCACAAGUUUUGGGGUGCUUGCAACUUCCACAUGAUGCUGCUUUGCGGGAUAGGCUGAUUUCGAAUUUAAGCAUAAACAUUUCUUCACAAAAACAACAUAACAUAUUCCCACUAGUCGAUGGAUUUGGAGAGUAUGAUCCUCGUGCAUUUUCACUACUUGAGGAGGCUACUUCUCUUGGAGUUCUUCCUUCUGUGUCCUUCAAUAAAAUUCCACUAUUUUUUGACACAACAGAAUUGCCGAAAAACGUUGCUGAGGUAUACCUCUUAACCAUCUUUAAAGGUCUUAAGCAUCGCCUUGCAGCUGGUGCGAAGAUACCUCACAUUAAUUUGAUCAUUUCCAUGGAAGAGAAGGAAAUUAGGACUCCUGAAGGAGAGAAGACAAUUGACCUUACAGGAAGGGUCGGACAGGAAAUUGGUGCAUUGUUGAGAAGGUUAGAUAUACCAUAUCAUAGAAAGGAUUCAAGAUUAAGAAUCAAUGGUGUUUCUUUGAAGAACUGGUUUCAACCAAAGCUGGAUUCACCUUUCUCUGGUGGGAAACCAGGGGAUUUGAGGUCAUCGCAAGUACCAUUAGGAAACCAAAUCAGUCGUCAGCAACGCAGCAUUCGACUAGGGAACCUGUCACUUGAGUGAGAAACUGAGAAGGCGUCUCUCAUUUUGAUCCUUAACCUCCGAGAGUUUUUUUUUUUUUGAAGGAUUAGUUCCACGGAACUUCAUAUACUAUCAGUAAAUGUCAACAUCACAGCAUUCCUCCGGCGUCGCAGCAGAAGGUGAAGAUUCAAAGUUUGCUUCAUUACUCUUCUGCAUAAGCUUAGAGUUCUUGCAUGAGGAUGUUGCAUAAUGACAGCAAGUUAAUUGCAUGGUAAAGCAGUUGGUCUGUAUAUCUACAAAAAAAAACCUUGUAUUUAUUCGUUUUCGCAUGGAAAUAAUAUAUACUAGUAAAUGAUUCUUGUAAUGUAAUCAGGAAAAUACAUAAACCAAUAUCAGAGCUCGUGAUAUUGCAUUUCAAGAGUUGUUGGACUAAA